Messenger RNA from Papaver somniferum (opium poppy), 776 nucleotides. RefSeq names its product acyl carrier protein 1, chloroplastic-like. The transcript has 4 exons. The record is from RefSeq and is a predicted model, not a curated record. Gene Ontology annotation, molecular function: acyl carrier activity; phosphopantetheine binding. Gene Ontology annotation, biological process: fatty acid biosynthetic process. The coding region runs from base 158 to 565 and encodes 135 amino acids. Lineage: Eukaryota; Viridiplantae; Streptophyta; Magnoliopsida; Ranunculales; Papaveraceae.
AGAAACACAUUAACACACUCCCUAAAAUCAUAUUAACACACACUCUUGGUAUUCUCCGCCUCUCUCUCCCUUUCUCGUAUUCUCUUUGUUUCCUCCGAAUCUAAGUAGGGUUUUCUAAUCACAACUCAUCAGAUCAUAACCUUAAAGAUCCAAUCUAAUGGCAUCAUCUAUUGGAGUUGUCACUUCCGUCUCUGCACCAUCAUCUUUUUCAUGCAAGGCAACAAACAGAAUUUCUAGUCUUAAGCCAUUUUCUUUGUCCCUUCAAAGAAAAAGCUUUCCAUCUCUCAGGUUGCGCUCUCUUCGUGUUUCCUGUGUUGCAAGACCUGAGACCGUGGAUAAGGUGUGUGAAAUUGUGAGGAAACAAUUGGCCCUUCCAGCUGACUCUGCAGUCACCGGAGAAUCAAAGUUCUCUACUCUUGGAGCUGAUUCCCUUGACACGGUUGAGAUUGUAAUGGGGCUUGAAGAGGCAUUUGACAUUUCUGUAGAGGAAGAAAGUGCACAGACCAUUGCAACUGUUCAAGAUGCAGCUGAUCUGAUAGAAAAGCUUUGUGAAUCCAAAGCUUAAAAGGCGAAAGUAACUUAGAUUAGAAGGAAAAUUCCUGGACAAAUGAGAUCUGGCUCACUUUCUCCGUUCUUAUUUAUGCCUUAAUGUUUGUUCUAAAUUAAACUUAUGUUUUGUUUUAGCUAGUUUAAUUUUUUUGUUUGGAUUUUCUAUUUUUAUAUCAACGGUUAUAUUGGAACUUCCUAAUAUUUAAUUAUGUUAUUUUUAUGAUGUG